This is a messenger RNA of Haliotis rubra (blacklip abalone), 1405 nucleotides long. Its product is annotated as neuropeptide SIFamide receptor-like. Gene Ontology annotation, biological process: G protein-coupled receptor signaling pathway. Gene Ontology annotation, cellular component: membrane. The transcript has a single exon. Gene Ontology annotation, molecular function: G protein-coupled receptor activity; peptide binding. The record is from RefSeq and is a predicted model, not a curated record. NCBI's taxonomy places the organism in Eukaryota, Metazoa, Mollusca, Gastropoda, Lepetellida, Haliotidae. The coding region runs from base 30 to 776 and encodes 248 amino acids.
UCUGCCACGUACUUGAGUUCAAGCUGACGAUGAGAUCUGCCAGGUUUACAGUGGCUGUCGUGUGGACUUUGGCUGCCUCCAUUAUGAUCCCAUGGAUUAUCUAUUACCAGCAAAUAGAGUACAGGACAGAUCUACAGGUUCUCUAUAUCUGCUUUCCGAAGUGGCCAAGACCAGAACAAGCCCAAGAGUUUUUUCUCGCAAUCUUCCUGUUUUGUUAUAUUUUCCCCCUUCUGCUCAUCGUCAUCUGCUACUCUAUGAUUGGUCUCAAAGUAUGGAACAGAGAUCUUGGCGGAAUAUGUUCAGAAAAUGUUGUGAUACAUAGAUCUAAAGUUAGAGUUGCCAAAAUGUUGGGUAUUGUUGUGCUCCUGUUUGCUCUGUCGUGGAUGCCAUUGUACGCUAUAAACAUAAAGCUGUCCUUCAACAGUCCAGGUAUGCACAGCGAGGAAAUGAGAAUCAUUCAAGAUCUAAUCAUCCCUAUGGCCCAGUGGCUGGGAUCGUCCAACUGCUGCAUGAACCCUCUUGUAUAUUGUCUCUUCAGCAAGAGAAUGAGAGCGAGGAUCAGAAUAAUGUUGACCUGCUCGUCCUUGAUCAGAACUCGCCGGAAGCUUCUUAAACGAUACUAUUCAAGCACGAAGCACAUGACUGUGGAUUAUUCGAAUGGGCAGAUCAAACUGGCUUUCAAAAGAACGCAGUUAAAUGGUUCAGAUGAUCGAUUCAGUAAGCUAAGUAGUGAUACUCCAAAAGUUCUUGAGAGACAUCGCAUGUACAAUCUGUAAGAGGUCAGAUCUUAUGUGAUGUAAAGCGGGGCUGUUGCUUGAAGCUGGUAAUCAUCGUAUCGUCCAUACAGUUGAUACUGUCUGCCAUCGUCGUCUUAUUCAUGUACCGUGAUGAGUAUGCCACAAAUACGAUAUUUUAUGAUACAAUAGCUUUGUUCAAUAUCUCCUAUUGAAUCGCUUACCACAGUUCUAUUCAAUCAUCGCGGUAAUGUCAAGUAUUGAUGCAUGUUUUACUGUUUGUUGCAUUUCUUUUGUUUUUAAUGAAGGAAAUAAAUUUGCGUACGUGCAAAGGGCUAAAGGGUUGUUUUACAUUGACCAGUGAAAAGCAAUUCCCCUGAAUGAUUGGUAGAAUAUGCUGUCAAGUUUGUUUGUAACAACAGUAUCUCGCAUUUGAAGAGAAAGUGAAUCGCGAUGUGUGUGAGAUGUCGAACUUCACAUGUUUUAAAAAAGAGGAAUGUACUUGAAAAGCUUCUUCUUUGUUUGGUUGGGAGGAUUGAGAAAUGUCACAAUUUGAGAAAUGGAAAUGGAUCAAAUAACCUUAUCUUAUAUUCACUAUCAGGUCGUGCUUGAUAAAGGUUAAAUGUUGCAUAACUUGUCUCGACAUGUCGCAUUAAAAAUCGAAAUUGAAA